AGCCUCCGUUUCCUCAUUUAUAAUUAAAAAAAUUCAAAAUUAAUCAGUAUAAUUGUUUUUUCUGAUUUUUUGUUAACCAACUUCUGUGAACACGAAAUUAUGGUAAAUAGAGAAAAGCCCAAAACUAGAGCCCAACCAUCCCUUACUUUGCCCUAGCAGUCGACCUUUUGUACAUUGUCAUCAUCCUCCAGUGUAUACACUGUAACGCUGUGGUGGUGGCUACGUUGAGAACUGAUAAAAUUGCCUUCCUAAGAGACAGAGCAGGCAACAGAAAUAAUGGCGGAGGAGGCGAUAUUGGGGUAUUUAGAAAACAACGAAGAAAUCUCAGAUUCAGGCCAAUUCGCAGCUGAAAAAGGGUUAGACCACACUGAGAUUGUCAAUGUCCUCAAAAGCCUUUUCGGUUUUCGCUUCGUCGACGUCCAGGAUAUCAAGAGAGAGACAUGGGUGCUUACUGACGAAGGUAGAAAGUAUGCUGACGAAGGAUCACCUGAAGUUCAGCUGUUCUUGGCUGUGCCACCUGAGGGUAGCAUCUCAAAGGAUGAGUUGCAGAAAAAGCUUGACCCUGCAGUUUUCAAAAUAGGGUGCUCACAGGCUGGAAAAAAUAAAUGGGUGGAAAUGGGAAAGCAAAUAUCGAGGAAGGUUCAAAAUGUCGAAGACAAAGUAAAGCACCUGCUUUUGCAGAUUCGAGAUGGGAAGGAAAUUGACAAAGAUGGUAUCAACUCUCUGAAAGCAAGAAAGCUUAUAGUUCUACAGACAUGGAAAGGCUACUCGGUGAGAAAAGGUCCUAAUUAUGCACCAAAGAGAAAGAAACCAGCGACUGAUUUGACUCGAGAGAAUCUACAGAGGGGCGAUUGGAAGGAACUAGAGUUUAAGGAGUAUAACUUCAAUGCUAAGGGUCCACCAGCUGAAUGUGGCCAUCUUCAUCCACUCAACAAGGUAAAAGACCGACUGAAGGACAUAUUUCGUCAACUAAACUUUGAGGAAAUGCCUACAAAUAGAUAUGUUGAAAGCAGCUUCUGGAAUUUUGAUGCACUAUUCCAGCCACAGCAGCAUCCUGCCCGUGAUUCACAUGAUACAUUUUUUUUACAAGUUCCUUCAACUACAAAGCAACUGCCAGAAGAUUAUGUUGAGCGAGUGAAGCAGGUUCAUGAGUCCGGAGGAUAUGGGUCAAGAGGAUAUGGGUAUGAUUGGAAAAGAGAUGAAGCAAACAAAAAUCUUUUGCGAACUCACACAACAGCAAUUUCCUCUCGGAUGCUUUAUGCACUAGCGCAGCAUGCAAAAGAGCAAACUUUUACCCCAAAAAGAUACUUCUCGAUUGAUCGUGUUUUCAGAAAUGAAGCAGUAGAUCGUACUCAUCUAGCGGAGUUCCAUCAGAUAGAAGGCUUGGUGUGCGAUCGAGGGCUUACUUUGAGUCACUUGAUUGGGAUCCUGGAAGACUUCUUUUCACGACUGGGCAUGUCAAAGCUGCGCUUUAAGCCUGCUUACAAUCCGUACACGGAACCUAGCAUGGAGAUUUUUAGCUAUCAUGAAGGCUUCGGGAAAUGGGUGGAGAUUGGAAAUUCUGGCAUGUUCAGGCCUGAAAUGUUGCAACCGAUGGGAUUCCCAGAAGAUGUUAGCGUUAUUGCUUGGGGCCUUUCACUGGAGAGACCAACGAUGAUAUUAUAUGGAAUUGAUAAUAUCCGAGAUCUGUUUGGACACAAGGUGGAUCUUAGUCUAAUGAAGAAAAACCCUCUGUGCCUCAUCGGGAUUCGGUAGAGUGUGGAUUGCUUCUUUUCUUUUUGCCCCCUUAAAUCAUCUAUUUUAAUCUGAGAAAAAGCUGAAUCAGUUUACUCAAGGGGAAAUUGGGAUGUAAUCAGACAUGUACCUGGCUCAGUAUUCUUUUGACAUCACCAUAAUGUCGAUGGCAUUGUAUUGCACUACACAACAAUGUAUUCUAACUCUAAUGCAGUUCUCAAGUGUUCUCUGCUCUCUA
This is a messenger RNA of Ricinus communis (castor bean), 1972 nucleotides long. RefSeq names its product phenylalanine--tRNA ligase alpha subunit, cytoplasmic. The transcript is spliced from 18 exons. Bases 277 to 1755 code for a protein of 492 amino acids. Gene Ontology annotation, molecular function: ATP binding; tRNA binding; phenylalanine-tRNA ligase activity. Lineage: Eukaryota; Viridiplantae; Streptophyta; Magnoliopsida; Malpighiales; Euphorbiaceae. Gene Ontology annotation, biological process: phenylalanyl-tRNA aminoacylation. The record is from RefSeq and is a predicted model, not a curated record. Gene Ontology annotation, cellular component: phenylalanine-tRNA ligase complex; cytosol; cytoplasm.